UUAUUUAUUGAGUACUAGCUGGAGGUAUCUACUACGCACUUGUUCACAUACAUAUUUCCCGAGCACAGAAGAAGCUAAAGGGCGCCAACAAUGAGCUCCGAGGCUAGACUGUAUUCCUUUUCGCAAGGGACGAAGGACCACCUACGCAAGUUCCGCUUGACCACGUCGAGAGCUAGCGGACCGCAGGCUGUCAUUUACUAUAUCGAUAAGAAGACGUACGAGAUCAGGCAAGACGAUGACAAAGUAGUCUACAAAUCGCUCGGCGAGAUCGGCGACGACCUGCCCGACAACUCGCCGCGGUAUAUUCUUCUAAGCUACCCGAUAACUCUUCCUUCAGGACGUAUGUCAGUACCCUACGUCCUCAUAUACUACCUCCCCAGCUCGUGCAAUGCCGCGAGCCGCAUGAUGUACGCGGGCGCGAAAGAGCUGAUGAGGAAUACGGCCGAGGUGGGCAAGAUAUUCGACAUCGAGAGUGCCGAGGACCUGGAGGAUAUUCCCAAGAAGCUAAGCACCGAGUAAGGGCUGCUUCUGAUAUACUUGUUGGCGCGGAUAUAUGGAUAUAUAUAUAGGUAUAUAAGGGAGCAAAGACUGG
Messenger RNA from Hypoxylon fragiforme, 592 nucleotides. RefSeq names its product glia maturation factor beta. Gene Ontology annotation, molecular function: Arp2/3 complex binding; actin binding. Gene Ontology annotation, cellular component: actin cortical patch. The record is from RefSeq and is a predicted model, not a curated record. The transcript is spliced from 4 exons. The coding region runs from base 91 to 519 and encodes 142 amino acids. Lineage: Eukaryota; Fungi; Ascomycota; Sordariomycetes; Xylariales; Hypoxylaceae. Gene Ontology annotation, biological process: negative regulation of Arp2/3 complex-mediated actin nucleation; actin filament debranching.